UAUUUUCUCUCCACUCGUUUUAAAAAUUCAAUCUUUAUAUCAAAUUUUAAAUUCUCUCGCAUAAUCGUGUCGGAGAUUUGCUUCGAUGGAGUGGAUUCGAGGAGAAACGAUCGGAUUCGGAACGUUUUCUACAGUCAGUCUUGCGUCGCCGUCUAAUAACGAUUCCGGCGAGUUUCCUCCGUUAAUGGCCGUGAAAUCUGCAGACUCGUACGGCGCUGCUUCUCUGGUGAACGAGAAAUCAGUUCUUGAUAAACUCGGUGACAAAUGCGACGAGAUCGUUCGGUGUUUCGGCGAUGAUCGGACGGUGGAAAACGGAGAAGAGAUGCAUAACUUGUUCUUGGAGUACGCUUCUAGAGGAAGCUUAGAGAGCUAUAUCAAGAGCUUAGGCGGCGAAGGUCUACCGGAGUCCACCGUACGCCUUCAUACAGGAUCGGUGCUUCGAGGUCUACGACACAUCCACGCUAACGGAGUCGCUCACUGCGAUUUAAAACUCGGGAAUAUUCUAUUGUUCGGUGACGGAGCCGUUAAGAUUGCUGAUUUCGGAUUGGCGAAGAGAAUUGGUGAAGUGACGGCGUUAGACGAAGGAGUUCAGAUCAGAGGCACGCCGUUGUAUAUGGCGCCGGAAGCCGUUAACGAUAACGAAUAUGGAUCAGAAGGUGACGUGUGGGCUUUGGGAUGUGCUGUAGUUGAGAUGUUUAGUGGCAAAACGGCGUGGAGUUUUAAAGAAGGAUCGAACUUCAUGUCGUUGUUGAUACGCAUCGGUGUUGGCGAAGAGCUUCCCAUGAUUCCCGAGAAGUUGUCGGAACAAGGAAGAGAUUUUUUGUCAAAGUGUUUCGUUAAAGAUCCAAAGAAGAGAUGGACGGCUGAGAUGCUUCUACACCAUCCAUUCGUAGCCGUCGAUCUUGAUCACGACGGUUUAGUAGAAGAAGGCCUCGUUCUUAACCUGAAAACAGAGGAAGUCUCGACAUCGCCGAGAUGCCCAUUCGAAUUUCCCGAUUGGGUUUCGGUUUCUUCCGGUUCACAAACGAUCGAUUCGGCGGAGGAUAGAGUUGCGAGUUUGGCGACUGAUUCGAUCCCUGAUUGGUCUGUCACCAAUAGUUGGAUCACCGUACGGUGAGGAUAGCGAUUUAAAAAACAGGGGACAAGAACAGAGUUGCAGAGAAAGGCUAGGUUUUUUUUUUUUUUUUUUAUAAAUUCCUAGUCAGAUCCAACAAUUCUAAUUUAAUUCGUUAAUAUUUGUUAUUAGAAAUCCAAAAUUUAAUCACUAUGUAAAAACCAAUUUUGUAUUCA
Molecule: messenger RNA, 1290 nt
Organism: Capsella rubella
Lineage: Eukaryota; Viridiplantae; Streptophyta; Magnoliopsida; Brassicales; Brassicaceae
Product: mitogen-activated protein kinase kinase kinase 17
Exons: 1
Coding region: 86-1117 (343 amino acids)
Biological process (GO): protein phosphorylation
Molecular function (GO): ATP binding; protein kinase activity
Source: RefSeq, a predicted model, not a curated record